AUGGUGAAAGAGGUUCACAAGGGGAAUAGAUCAUCAACCACCUUUUCAAGGAAAGGUUGGAAACAAAUUGAACAAGAGUUCUGUGAGAAAACCAACAAGAGGUACAACAAUUCUCAGUUUAGAAAUAAGUUUAACCAGCUGAGAACCCGUUUUAACGAUUUUAGUAAGCUGUUGAAGGAACCUGGGUUUACUUGGGAUCCCGUGCUCAGUACUGUAACCGCAACUGAUGCUGUUUGGGAAUCAUACGUAAAGGGAAACAAAAAUGUGAAGAGAUUUCGGAAAAAAGGGUGCCCAAUGUUUAAUGAGUUAGGAAUCAUAUUUGGGGACCCAACAUCAAGUUACAAAGAUGCAUUUCCAUUAGCUUAG
Camellia sinensis is the source of this 366-nucleotide messenger RNA. Lineage: Eukaryota; Viridiplantae; Streptophyta; Magnoliopsida; Ericales; Theaceae. The record is from RefSeq and is a predicted model, not a curated record.